AGUACUAAGGGAAGUUCUUGAUACAUCUGAUGAUUUCCAGCGUCAAUAUAUACCCCUGACACUAGCAAGAAAAUUUAGUGUGUAAAGUCUUAUUUAAUUAGUGAAAAGAUGAUGGUUGCCGCAGAAGGCUGCUACUUGUUGUUCAUUACCAUUUGCCUUUUACUCAUCUCAGGCCUUAGCGUUCAUUCUUUGUCUUAUGAUUAUUCUGCUACUACAAAGUGUUUGGCAGAACCUGAGGCAGCACAGUAUGGAGGAGGCCUUAUAGUAAAUCCAGGAUUUGAUCACAACAUAGACGGUUGGACAGUAUUUGGAAAAGGAGCAAUCAAGGAACAAAUUUCCAGUGGAGGCAAUAGAUUCAUUGUUGCCCACAACAGAAAACAAUCAUUGGACUGUUUCUCUCAGAAGGUCCAACUGAAGAAAGGAAUGCUAUACACCUUUUCUGCUUGGUUUCAGCUCAGUGAAGGAAGUGACACUGUGUCAGUUAUAUUCAAAACAAAAGGAAGUGAACUGGUACGAGGUGGUCAUGUGAUAGCAAAAUAUGGAUGCUGGACUCGGCUAAAGGGCGGGAUAGCAGCAAACUUCUCAAGUCCUGUUGAGAUUCUUUUUGAGAGCAAGAAUUCCAAUGUGGAAAUAUGGGCUGACAGUGUCUCCUUACAACCAUUUACUAAAAAGCAGUGGAGAUCAUUACAAGACUCCAGCAUUGAGAGGAUACGUAAGAGGAAAGUGAGAUUCCAGAUAACUCAUAUAAAUGAAACAGCGAUGAAAGGUGCUAUAAUUACCAGCACACCAGUAAAGUUGAACUUCCCAUUUGGAUGUGGAAUGAACCAUUAUAUCCUCACAAACAAAGACUACCAGAAUUGGUUUGUGUCAAGGUUCAAAUUCACAACUUUCACCAAUGAGAUGAAGUGGUAUAGUACGGAGAAAAAGCAAGGCCAGGAAAACUACACCAUCUCAGAUGCCAUGUUGAAUUUUACCAAAGCGAAUGGCAUUUCUGUGAGAGGCCAUAACAUUUUCUGGGACGAUCCAAAAUAUCAGCCUGAAUGGGUUAAGACCCUAUCACCUUUAGAAUUAGCAGAAGCAGCAACAAGAAGAAUAGAAUCAGUGGUUUCAAGAUACAAAGGAGAACUGAUUGCAUGGGAUGUGAUGAAUGAGAAUCUCCACUUCCACUUUUAUGAGGACAAUCUUGGUGAAAAUGCCUCUGCAAAUGCAUAUGUAGCAGCCUAUGAGCUUGAUCCAAAACCAAAGAUGUUCCUGAAUGAGUUUAACACCAUUGAAUAUAGUGGGGAUGAGUCUGCCAGCCCAGUCAAAUAUAUCAAGAAACUUGAGGAGAUUCUGUCAUUUCCAGGAGUUGCUGGAAUGUCAGCAGCAAUAGGGUUGCAAGGCCAUUUUAGUGUUGGCUAGCCAAAUCUUGCUUAUAUGAGGUCAGGUCUUGAUCUUCUUGCUUCAACUGGACUUCCAAUAUGGCUCACAGAAGUGAGUGUGGAUCCACAGCCAAAUCAGGCAGAGUUCUUAGAAGAGGUACUAAGAGAGGCGUACUCUCAUCCUGGUGUUGAAGGGAUUAUAAUGUUUUCUGGUCCAGCACAAGCUGGUUUCAACGCCACUACUUUGGCAGAUGAGAAUUUCAAAAAUACUCCGGCUGGAGACGUUGUGGACAAGCUGAUUCAGGAGUGGAGAACUGGGUCUAUUGUUGCCACUGCAGAUGACAGAGGAUUUGUAGAUAUUUCACUGCACCAUGGAGACUAUGAAGUAACUGUUACACAUCCUCUGACCCACUCCUCUCAAACUCUGAAUCUAAGUGUAAACAAAGAUUUUGCACUGGAAACCAUUCGUGUGAAAAUGCGUGCAUAAAAAGUUUUACUUUCGUUGAAGCAAGCUGUCAUUGCAUGUGUAAAUUUGAAAAGAUUGUAAUAAAAUGGCUUGCAGCAUCAUGGUUGGUUA
Messenger RNA from Cajanus cajan (pigeon pea), 1938 nucleotides. The record is from RefSeq and is a predicted model, not a curated record. Lineage: Eukaryota; Viridiplantae; Streptophyta; Magnoliopsida; Fabales; Fabaceae.